GAAUUUGACAGUUAUACAAAUCAAUACACGUGUUGUCCGCAUUUUAAACAAGUUAAGUAAUUUUGUGUAAUUUACGUAUAUUUAAAAUUUCUAACGAGUGAACAAAGAUGCCGAAAUCAAAAAGGGAUAAAAAAAUUUCUUUAACAAAAACAGACAAAAAAGGAUUGGCUCUUAAACAGAAAAUAGCUGAAGAUGUUAAAAAUUGUGUGGAGAAGUUUAAUAGUGUUUACGUGUUCACUUACAAAAAUAUACGAAAUGAUAAAAUGAAAGAAAUUCGCGAACAGUGGAAGCCAAGUAAGUUUUUCUUUGGAAAAAUUAAAAUUCUUCAGAUUGGUUUGGGCAGGACAGAGGAGGAAGAAGUAGAAGAAGGUCUACAUAAGUUCUCAAAAUGCCUAAAAGGACAGUGUGCAUUGUUUUUUACUGAUAGACCAGAAAAAGAAGUAAAAGAUUGGUUUAAUGAUUUUUCAUAUGAUGGUUUUGCUCGUUCUGGAUUUAAAGUUAAAGAAAGUAUAUCAUUAGAAGCUGGACCUUUGGAUCAGUUUGCACAUUCAAUGGAACCAUAUUUAAGACAGUUGGGAUUGCCAACAAAACUAGAUAAAGGUAUUGUUACUUUAAUAAAAGAUUAUGAUAUAUGUAAAGAGGGAAAUGUUUUGACACCAGAACAAGCAAAAAUAUUAGAAUUGUUAGGAUACAGGUUAGCCACUUUUACUUUGGAUUUAAUGGCUAGUUGGCACAAAGAUAAAGGAUUGGAAACAUACAAAGUCAAUAAAGAAGAGGUGAGCAAAGAAAGUGAUGAAGAAAUGGAAGAUGAAUAGUUAAUUAUUUUUUAUUUAUUAAGUGUAAGGAUAAGUGAAUGUUAAUAAAUAUAGUUUUUAUGUAAAAAAAGAUAUUUUGUUAAUAUUUUAUGCCCUAUAAAUUGAUGGAAGAACUGAUUAUUGUAUUAAAUUGAGUCUGAGGCUUAAAAAUACUGUAAUUUUAUUACAAAAAUUUAAAUGUU
Brassicogethes aeneus is the source of this 997-nucleotide messenger RNA. The record is from the annotation of a GenBank genome assembly. NCBI's taxonomy places the organism in Eukaryota, Metazoa, Arthropoda, Insecta, Coleoptera, Nitidulidae.